Gopherus evgoodei (Goodes thornscrub tortoise) is the source of this 1039-nucleotide messenger RNA. RefSeq names its product OCIA domain containing 2 (gene OCIAD2). The record is from RefSeq and is a predicted model, not a curated record. Bases 372 to 818 code for a protein of 148 amino acids. Gene Ontology annotation, cellular component: mitochondrial inner membrane. Lineage: Eukaryota; Metazoa; Chordata; Testudines; Testudinidae. The transcript has 9 exons.
CGGAAUUGAAUAAUACAGCCUGCGUCUCUGCUCCGGGGAGCAAGGUCCGGCCGCCAGGCGUUUGCGCGGUGGGAGGUAUGAACUGGGCCCAGUUUUAGAACUAAUACAAAAUCAGCAACUUCCCAACUAGAGUCCGGAACGAUCGAACUGCACAAAGACUGCUCCGGUAGGCCUCCGCGCCUAUGUGGGUUGGACCUCGGAGAACGGCGAGUACACGCGGUGCUGAGGGAAUUGCCUCAUCGAUGGAUCAACACAAAGGGAUUUUUUGUUCUAGUACCGCCUCGAGAGGAGCAGCCAGCUGUGAAAGACAGCGUUGCUGACUUUGCUGCUUACCAAGAUUAUUAGGAGGAGAGGGGAAAGGACUGACAGACAUGUCUUCAGAAACAGCCGAAAGUAAAGUUCAGGCGUCUUCACAGCAACAAAACAAACAGUCUGGUCUCCACUGUCCUAUCUCAGAUCCUCACAUCAAUAGAAAAGAAGUAGAAAGGAUCAGUCGAGAAUGUAGAAACGAAAGUUUCUGGUACAGAGGUCUUCCCUUGUCUCUGGGAAGCAUGCUGAUCACUCAAGGGCUAAUUUACAAUGGCUUUCUCUCAUCAAACCCAAGAUUUGGAUCAUUACCAAAAAUGGCCGUUGCUGGUGCCUUUGGUCUUGCCAUUGGGACGAUGUCAUACAUACGAGUAUGCCAGAGAAAGUUCCAAAGUAAAGGAGUUUGGCCAUUUGGUCCAGAACAUAAAAGACACUGUCAUCAUACCUGCAAGGAAUGCGAAGCAAAUUUUGGAUCUAAUGGACGGGAAAACUCAAAGCCUUCAGCUUCAUAAUCCCAGAUCACGUCUCUUCUUUUUAAGAAGUUACUUCAUAUCUUGGUAUCUGAAUUGUGGAACUGACAAAGAUGACAAAAUACUGCAGAAAAAGUCUCUUCCUUCAAUAGCUUAUUCUGGACAGAAGAAAUUAAGCCUGAAGUCAGGUGUAAACCAAUACACUGUGAGGAUUGGGCUAAUUUUAAAAAAGUUUGCCUAUAUAAUAAAUGCUAAAUUCUAGU